Molecule: messenger RNA, 1163 nt
Organism: Lutra lutra (Eurasian river otter)
Lineage: Eukaryota; Metazoa; Chordata; Mammalia; Carnivora; Mustelidae
Gene: TXN2
Product: thioredoxin 2
Exons: 4
Coding region: 157-648 (163 amino acids)
Biological process (GO): cell redox homeostasis
Cellular component (GO): mitochondrion
Molecular function (GO): protein-disulfide reductase activity
Source: RefSeq, a predicted model, not a curated record
CCAAGCCGCCCCUCAAAUUGCGGAGAGAAAUGCUCCAGGUUGCCUGUCCCCGGAAGUAAUGCUCGAAGGGUCCUCCCCUGAGGAAGUGACGGCGGGAGUGCCCUUGACUAGCGGGGAGGGCCGGGCUGUGCAUCCCUCCGCUCGCGCUGCAGGGAGAUGGCUCAGCGACUUCUCCUGAGGAGGUUCCUGGCCUCCGUCAUCUCCAGGAAGCCCCCUCAGGGUCGGUGGGCACCCGUCACCCUCAGGACCCCGCAGUGCAGUCCUGGUAACCUGACAGUAACACCCAACCAAGCCCGGUCAGUAUACACCACCAGAGUGUGCACAACCACCUUUAACAUCCAGGAUGGACCCGACUUUCAAGACCGAGUUGUCAACAGUGAAACACCGGUGGUUGUGGAUUUCCAUGCACAGUGGUGUGGCCCGUGCAAGAUCCUGGGGCCAAGGUUAGAGAAGGUGGUGGCCAAGCAGCACGGAAAAGUGGUGAUGGCCAAGGUGGAUAUUGAUGACCACACAGACCUCGCCCUAGAAUAUGAGGUAUCAGCUGUGCCCACCGUGCUGGCCAUCAAGAACGGGGACGUGGUGGACAAGUUUGUGGGCAUCAAGGACGAGGACCAGCUGGAGGCCUUCCUGAAGAAGCUCAUUGGCUGACAAGCAGGGAGGAGGCCUGGUCGCCCUCGCCCCCUGAACCCCCAUGGUGCCAGGAGGGUCCCCGAUAGAACUCAGAGCCCUUCUGUGUUGGCCCUUCCUGCCUCCUCCCUUCUGUCCGGCCCCUGCGGGCCCAUGCUUCGGAGAUCGGGCCCCCAAACACGGGAGCCUCGCGUGCCUCCAGCCCGGCUGAGUGCCAGAGGAAUGGUGCUGCUGCUGAUCUGGGGACAGCCGCCUCCCCCCCACCACCACCACUAUCCUCUGUCUGCUCCCACAGGGCUAGUCCAUUCUCCCGGGAUGCUGGAGGGAGCCCCAGGCCAGCUGGCAGUGACCUCUCAGCCCGCAUCUCCCUGGUUCCUUCUGAUCCACACCCCGGUGCCUGGCCCGUCUUCCUCCUGCCUUUUUCUUUCCUGCUGCUGUUUUAUAAAAAGGAAAAAGGAAAAAAGAAACCCAAACAAGUGAGAGUAAUCUAUAAUUCUCUCAUUUUUUGUAGGUCUGUAAUAAAGAACUUUAUGUGA